This is a messenger RNA of Pelobates cultripes (western spadefoot toad), 11776 nucleotides long. NCBI's taxonomy places the organism in Eukaryota, Metazoa, Chordata, Amphibia, Anura, Pelobatidae. The record is from the annotation of a GenBank genome assembly.
CUAAACCUCAAUUUGCAGCACGUCUCCCAUAAUCCUCCAGGUUUUACACUGAAAACAUUACAAACAGCUCACUGAGCAAGCAUGUCAUGUGACUGAAUUCAGCUUGACAACAAGGAAGCGCCUGAAAGAAAAAAAAAAAAUAGAUCUUUGUAGAUGUGUGAUUGCAAUCUCUUUUAUUUGUCCUUUUUGGCUCCAGUACCUGAAGCCAGUGGGCUUAUCUGUUGCCCUUGCAGUGUUUGCUGUGUAUGUUUGCUUGGUGUGUGAUGCAUACAGCUCUAUAUUUAAAAGGACGUUUAUAGGCAGCUGGAGAUUGAAGCAGUCAUCUCACUGUAGGUUCCAAUUUGUCACCAGUCUAUUAUCCUCAAUCAUGUCUCUGUUCUUCUCUUUAAUACUUGCAGCUCUGGGACUAUUCUCCUGUGAGGCACUUAGAAUGCCGCAGAAUGUUAUUCCAUGGAGACUAACCACGGUAAGGAUAUUGGAGGCAUGGGGAAUAAAUAUAUUGCUUAUAGUGAAAUUGUAAACGUAGCAAUGUAAUACAAGUAGUGUCGAAAUAAUUAGCUGUUAUGUUAAUGGCUUAGACCGCUGUCUGGAAGCGAAUUUUAGGCAAUUUAGUUCCACACCAGCUGGAGUGCCAAAGUCUGGACACCCCUCAAUCCUACAUGACAAAUAAGCCAUUGUUUUAAACUUGGAGAUUACCUUGUAAAUUGAAUCUAUACAAUGUUCUAAAGCACUCAUACAUUACCUGGAUAUUAAUAUUUAUAUAUCAUCUCUUCACAGUUCUCCAGCAGAUGUAAUUUUUUUUAUGUUGCUUAUCAAUGUUCUCAUUUAUAUAUAUUUAGUUUUAAAGGGACACUGUAGUCACCAGAGCCACUAUAGUUCAUUAUAGUAAUUUUGGGGUCUAUAGCAUGUUCCUGCAGGGUUUUUAAUGUAAACAUUGCCUUUUCAUCGAAAAGGCAGUAUUUACAUUGCUGGCCAGUUACCCCUCUAGUGGCAUUCUAUAUCCGUGCUGCACAGUUUGCAGCACCUAAGUUCAGCGUCUCUAUGCUCAGCAUUGAGAUUCUGAUUGGCACAGCGCAUCAUGUUGCUGCGCAUGCGCAUUACCCUCCUGGGUUGGAUAAGAUCAUCAAGAUUGAUAGCAAAACUGGCAUAGCAAGACCGGCGUGUUGUGAGUAGACUUCUACUGAGAACAGGCCGGCCACCUAAACAGCCACUUCAGAACUAUAGUGUCAGGAAUACAUGUUUGUAUACCUGACACUAUAGUGUUCUUUUAUCUCCCAAAAUGUCAUUAGGGGGUACCAUGCCACCUUUAAAAAAAGUGGGUUUAAUCACAGUUAGGGUGUAAUUCAAAAAUUGGCAAGCCCUAUAUUUGAACCUGUAACUUUCCAAAACCCUAUAAAAAUUCUACCUGCGGCGUACUGUUUUAGGCAUGAGACAUUGCUGAACACAAAUAUGAGUGUUUUAGAGCAGUAACAUGUAUAAUGACGAUGAUAUUAAAGUGAAAAGGCAUUUUUUUUGUGGAAAAUGCAAAAAGUACCCAAUAUGAAUAUCAACUUUGGCCAGGGUUUGUGACUAAAAGGCUAGUAAAAAAGACAUAGACAACCAAUUAUGAAUACCCUGGGUUGUCUACGUUGGCAAAUGGUGUGUUAUAUUAGGGUUAAUUUUUGGGGGGCUGCCAUACGGUCUCAAAGACAACAUAGGCUCAGCAAACCAAUCUGGCAUAUUUCAAUGUGUAAUAACUGAAAAGGGAAAAGCGCUAUAUUUGACCAUGUAACUUUUCUAAAUCCUAUAAAACCUGUAUAUGGAUGUUGCACUUGUGAGAUAUCCCUGAACACAAAUAUGUGUAUUUUAUUGCAGUAAAAGCUAACUGUAUUAUGACAGUUAAAAUCUCAUGUUGAAUUUGAAAAAUAAAAUUUUAGGUUUUACUCAUAUUAAAUUAUGUUUCAUAUAUAAAUAUUUGCUAUGAAAUGAAAGCCCUGUUUAAAGGAUCACUGUAGGGUCAGGAACACAAACCUGUAUUCCUGACCCUAUAGUGUUGACACCACCAUCUAGCCCCCCUGGGCCUCCAUAAAUAUAAUACAAAUCUUACUGUAUUCAAGAAGCUGUAAAUCUGCAUGCUGUUAGACUCAGAAAAAACAAGCAGUCUGCUGACAUGUGGCAGCCUGAUCCAAUCACAGUGCUUCCUCAUAGGAUUGGCUGAGACUGGCAAAGAGGAAGAUCGGGGGCAGAGCCAGCAUGAUUCAAACACAGUCCUGGCCAAUCAGCAUCUCCUCAUAGAGAUGAAUUGAAUCAGUGAAUCUCUAUGAGGAAAGUUCAGUGUCUGCAUGCAGAGGGAGGAGAUACUGAAUCACAGGAUGCUGUGCACAGUACUGCCCUGUGCUCUGCUGACAGCAGAUCUGAGUGGAUGGAGGCAUAUUAAGCCUCCAUCAACUCCGAAGUCCCUCUGGUUCACUCUGAGUGACUGCAACUGGAGGUGUUCCUAGCUUUCAAUGUAAACAGUGAAUUUUGUAAGAAAGUACAGUGUUUACAUGAGAAAGGCUGCAGGGAGCUAUAGUUCUCACCUGAACAACCUCAUUAAGCUGAAGUUGUUCAGGUGACUAUAGUGUCCCUUUAACACUUUGUGUGAUGAGUGUGUCCUCUUUCAAUAGAAAUUUACACUUUUUUAUAAAUCUAUACUGGUUACACCACCUGCCUUUUUAACCUGUUAAUUCCUUGUUCCGUUAGCUUAGUUGCACUUAAGUUAAGAGAGGGGGCAAUUGCUCAGAGCACCUGACUUGCAAAGACUUCUCAUUGAUCUGCAUUGGGAAGUCUGUGAUUGAAGAGUUACAUAAAGUCUGGUUAGGGUUAGAAGAGGAUGGCUUGCACAGGCAGCAGACAAGAGAACUGCAGUUUUUGCAAUCUGUUUUUAGAUAUACCCCCGAUGGAAAAAAUGGAUAAACACGUGCAAACUUUCAUUUUGGGAAUAUUUAUUAAACAGUGAUUUUUAUUUAUUGCGUAUUUGGGCAUUGGAGUGUCCAUUUAAUCUGAAAUAUGUGAAUUAUGGUUGAACAGACAUAUGUAUCUCAAAUUCUAGGUUUUAUAUUGAUUUUUGAACUAUACAAUUGCCUCAGUCUUGAAGGGGUUAAGUUUUGAAAAUAAAUGCCAAAUAUCUUUGUAUUAGAUUUGCAGAAGCAGUUGUCUUGACAAAGUUUAGCUGCAGUGUUAUUGUGGUAAGCCACAGACGCUCCAGAACAAGUCCUGCAACAGACAGUGUCUUGCAUAUUAUUUUGCUGUAAACGUCAAACCACAACACACACUGUCAAACGUAAUAUAAAAUUAUUUUUGUUAUUUGCCUGCCACAGACUAGUUUUGCUAAUUACUGAUAAGUUUUUUUUUAAUUUGCUUUUCUAUUUAGGUUAAUGGGUUCUCUUGGGCUAACUGUGAUGCAGAAAGCCUUCCAGGCAAAAUCAAAAGUCUUACACUUCAUCCAGACCCAAUUACCAUUCCUGGAGAUGUGUCAAUCGCUACAGUACUAUCCACUAAUGUACCUGUGGAGUCUCCUCUCAAGGUGAGUUAGUGUAAACUAUGGCCUUCAAAUCCAUACAAUGGAUCUAUUCGAAUAUGCCACAACUGACCAUUCAAAACAGAUUCCUUUCAAUGGGUGAAUAUGUUGGAAAGUUUGGUUUAGGUCACGGCCUCUCAGUGUAGAAAACAAAUGUUUUAUCAGUUCUUUAGAUAUUCAGAACACGAUAUCAAGCAUUUGGAAUCCCAGCAUAAAGGAAUACUAUAGUACCAGGUAUACAAAGCUGUAUUUCUGGCACUUACCCUCGCCCUGCCUCCCUCAUUCCUCGCGCCUCUACGCUUUGGUAAAUAAAGGGAUAAAGAUCCUUUAUUUACUUACCUAAUCCCAGUGCCAAUGUCCCUCAGUAUUGGGUCAACGCUUUGCCCCCUCCGACGAUCUGCAAUGAGCGGGUGCUAAUGCCAAUGCACGGCAAUUGCCGCGAGCGCAUUAGACCUCCCCAUGGGAAAGUAAUGAAUCAAUGCUUUCCUAUGGGUAAAAAUCUGAAGCUGGGUGUCCUCAUGCAGAGCAUGAGGAUGGACAUCCAGCAUCAGAGACCGGACCAAAGGUCCUUUUCAAUCCCCAGAUAGUGACAGGGUAGCUUUAAUUACAAUUUGCUUUAUAUGCUUGUUGUUUAAUUCAUUAAUAUUUAAUAGAAAUACAAAUACUAUUAUGUCUUUUUAUUUCAUAAUAAUGUUUUGUUUUUUUUAAAGCUUAGGGGACAUAAGUUAUCACAAAUGUUAAGGUAUUUAUAAAAAAUUGUAAAGGACUAAAAGGCCCCCUUAGACUGUACUGUCAUAUAUAUUAAUGGACUUUCUGUUUCAUGUUACUUUUGUAACAAUUUUUUUACUCAUAAACCUUUUUUUUCCAGAUCUAACGCGUGCUGACUGGCCUAGGCAUGUCUAUAGGCAGUUCCUAUCUCUCGAACAUCAAAACAUGAUACAUUCAAAAAGAGUAUUAUGCACUUAAAAUCACACAUGCCAUUCUGUCACCUAAACACAUCAACUACUUUAACCCGUUAAGGACACAUGACAUGUGUGACAUGUCAUGAAUUCCUUUUAUUCCAGAAGCUUGGCCCUUAAGGGGUUAAAUAUCAUAAUUGAAAAGAUAAGUUGUAAGUCAAAAUAAUACAAAAUAAAGUCCUUUACAUACACCACUAAAUCUAUUAGUUUAAAUCUGGGAAGCUUGGGGUUAUUGGAUUUUAGGGUUGAAUAUAAGGGGAGAUACAGUCCAUAGCACCUUGAAAGCAACCCUAACUCAAAACACUCCCUAACUCAAGUACCCUCUCCCCAUCUACCCUUAAUACAAGUCCAUCUCUAAACACAAUGUCAUUAACUUAGGGGCAUCCAUUUCAACAAUGUCUUAGUUUCUGUUGUUUAAAUGGUGUUUAACCUCUUUAUGACUAAUAUCUUUGCAAGAUUUCAUGUGUGCUUUUCUGGCACUUUUUGAUAUGUUAAUGCAGCCUUAAUUUAACAUCCAUAGAAACUAUAGUUAAAAAAAACAAAACAAAAAAACAAACAAACUGAUUUUUUGCAGCUUAGCUCACAGUAACCUAUGUACAACCAUUUCACCUAAAGAAAAAUAACUCCAAAUAGAGUGUGAAAGUACUUCAAGAUUCCAAAUCUGCUACACUGAAGUAAUUGUUAAUUGUUUAGACCUAACCGGUUAUAUAUAACGAUAUAAGCAUUUUGACACUUUUUAUUUAACUAUUUCAUCACAACCCAGACAAUACUGCUGGUUAUAUUCUAUGUUAUAUUCAAUUUAAAAAAAAAUUUUUUUUUUAAAGUUUAAUUUCACUCACCAGGUGUGUCCCACAAUUGUAAAGACCUCUGAUUUCUAUUUUGCUACUCCUGCCAAGUACAGUAAUCCCUCCAUGUAGACCAUGCCAGAUUUUCUACAUAUUCCAGGGUUACAUGACAGACAUGGCGAUUUCAGUUUUCAAAUUUACAAUUCUGCCGGGGCACUUAGUGGGGCCAUUUCACUUUUUGGUCAAAACAGUAGCCCUAACUGCACUUUACCCCCAUUAUGACAUUCCAUUUAUCUAUUCUUAAGACUCAUAUGUCCACUUAUCUCCUUCCCUUUUUACUAACCAUAAGCAGCUUGCUCGUGAUAUGCAACCUUUGACAGAGAAAGAGGUUGAUGUAGUGUGGAGCACAAAGGGCACAUGCCGCACUACCACAUCCUGUCAAAAAGAUGAUGGGCUGCUAGACAAGAGAUAAAAGCAACUGGAGCAUUUGCACUUAUUUUAAGUCCACACAACCCCUUCCAAGCAUCCCUCCCAAAUCUCCACAACAUUAUAGAGCAAGAGUUUGGGUGGAGUAAUGCAACUUAAAAAAUCCCCAAUAAUUAUGAUAAUUGUAUAUUUUUAGUCAGUUUAAGGACCUCCAUUUUAAUCAGGCUCUGUAUACAAUUGUAACACUUUCAAGCUGGUUGAAAAGCUUUAGGAGACCCAAAAAGGUGGUGCUUUCCUUCCUUCAUUUCUGUAGCCCUUUCAAUCCCAGUUUGUAUACAUGUUUUUACUUUUAUUUACUUUGCAAAAUGAAAUUUAGUCCAUAAAGCUUUAUUUACCCUUAUUUAUACUCCAGGAAUGAGUAUCAGUCUGUAAAGGAACAGAUCUCUGUCAUGCCACUGGUCACUCAUUGAAAGGACCACUUCAAUCCCUGUAACCAUUACUACCCUCUGUGGUGGUUAUAGUAUAGUACUAGGAGUGGCCUGGCAUCCUCCCAGGGGAAGCAAAACUGAUUGUGAAGAAGCUUUCAUACACUCCACUGAGUUCUGCCAUGCUCUUCAGUGCCAGCUCAUUGUAGAGCAUUUCUGAAUCGCUGUCUGCGUGGUCCUAUUGCCCUCCACACAGCACAAGCUUGCUAAUGUUACUCUUAUGCUGUACUGCCAGGGGACAGUUAGUUCUCUGCUCUCCCUGAAUAAGGACACUAGGGAACAAAAUGGCAGAACAAGAAUCUAAAAUAGGCAUUGUGUAAACAGGGAGCUGUUUAGUAGAUAGCUAAUCCACAAGGAUUAGGGAGCAAUCUACUAAGAAGCUGAAAGACCAAAGUCAUGAAACACCCUUCCUUUUCAUAAUUUUGGUCUUUCAAACAACUUUACUACUUAGUAGUAUUUGUAAAUAAGGAAGGUUAAAUCUCCCCUCCUGUCUGUACCCACUGUGCCUCAAUUAAUGGCAUAUCUAAUAACGACUCUCCCCACUCGUGGGGCAGGUAGGGAAACUGUGUCACCCCUAGUUAAUUAAUUUAUUAGGUACCCCACCAUGGGGUCACGAGUGACCUGUGCCAGGUCACCCUGUAUCGGUGCCCAGUCGUUAGUCUUUUUUUAAAACAAUGAGCAGCCAAUGGCUGUAAUUAAGCCCUCCCGAUAGGAUAGCAUUGCUUAGUGCUUUCCUAUGGGGAUUUCAAUGACACUAGAUGGUUUCAUGCAGAGUGUGAGGACAUCCAGCGUGAGUUAGACAAUCAAGUCUGGUAAAAUACCAGAAGAGCCUAUAGUGGCUGUUCUCAAAAAACGCAAUGUUUUACAUUGCAGGACUAAGUGGGAAAGGAACAUUGCACUCAGACCACUUCAAUGAGAUGAAGUGGUCUACAGUGUCCCUUUAAACUGUUCUAUUAUUCUGACAAUACAUCUAUGCUGUAUUAAUGCUCUAUUAAUACCUAACAUCAGUAAUACAGUUAUAAGUUACUUUCAAUGUGGUAUAGAAUCCCAGUUAUCUCCUAAAGCAAGCAUGUCAAACUCAAAGACGACCACAGACCAAAUAAACAAGUUAAGUUCAUGUGGGCCACAAAAAAACCCCAAAGCUUCAGUUUUCAUAGAAACAUAGGUUUAUUUAGAAAAGUACAAUAUAAAAAAAGUUGCCUAACUGACACUAGACGUCCUCACGCUCGUAAGUCUUUAAAGUAAACAAAAGAGCGAAUUUAUUUUAAGGAGACCUGCAUUUGCAUAUAAUCAAUGUUUCAGUCCAACUACCUUGACAUAUUAAGGAAAGUUUCGUAACUGGACUGAAAUUGUAAAUGUAUGCUGUGGCACAGCUGUAAAACACAAAUGACGUUAUCUUGUUGAUUUUGAAGUCCUAUGAGUGUGUUCUUCACUUUGGCUGAGAUCAUCAAACUUGAUGAUCUCAGCCAAUCCAAUGCUUUCCCAUAGGAAAGUAUUGGGAGGCUAUUAUGCAUGUGUGGCAAAAAGCUGCACGACCAAUCAGGAUCUUCAUGCGCAGCUUUCAGCGCCUCCAUGCAGACCCAAUCUAAUACACUGUCCCAUCCCCACAUAUUAAUACUCUGCCCACAAAUCCAAUACACUGCCACUCUAAAAGCUGCCCCCUCCACCCAAUCUAAUAUACUGCCCCUUACUCUAAUACACUGCCCCUCCUCCCUCCACUUUAAUUGGAUACACUGCCUCCACUCUUAUUUAUUACACUGGCUACCCUCCCCAAUCUAACACAUUCUCCCCUUUCCCUCCCCAAAUUAAUACACUGCCCUCUCCCCAAUUUAACACACUGACCCCCCCCCAACCACCACAACUGUAAUACACUGCCCCACUCUCUCCCCCAGUUUAAUACACUGGCUCCCUCCAUUAUUGCCCCCUCCAUCCUUCAAAUUAAUACACUGCCCUCCUCCCCCCAAUUUAUUACACUGGCCCCCUGUCUCGCCCACUGCUUACUCCCUCCCCCUAUGUAAUACACUCCCCUCUCUCCAAUUUAAUACACUGCCCCCACCCCCCCCUAAUACACUGCCCACCCUCCACAAUGUAACACACUACACAGGAAGGUCCCACAAGCCCCUCUUCCUCUACCUUAAGAUGACCUCCCCCCCAUCCUCCAGUUCCAGCCCAUCUUUUCUCAAGCAGGCCAGAUGCUCCUCUGGCACUGCAAGCAGGAGGGAAGCUGGAGUGGCUGGCCUGCUCUGCAAACAGACUUCCACUCUGCACUCUUUUGGCUGUGGGAGGGAAGACCAGAAUCCGACAGGGCAGCUGGGCCGCAAAUAUAUAUUAAUUGUGAGCCGCAUGUGACUUUUUUUUCUGACCGUUGUUGGAAAGGCAAAUAGGAAAGAAGAACACGCCUAUCUGGGGAUUGUAUUUUGAAAUGACCUGGGCUGUGUAUGAAUGCUUGUAUACUGUAAACAAUGUUCCUCCUGUCACAGAUAACUCCAUUACCUCUGCAAAGAUAAUGAAAUGGAGUCCCCAUGGGUUCACACUGUUUUUGAGCCCUGAUGACCUGCCCUUCUGUGUUAUAUUUGUAAGAUUAAUUGUACAGAGAAUUUCCAAUGUGUAUAUAUAUCAUUACAUUUCUUUUUUUUCACUAUAGAUUGCCAUUACUGCAGAAAAAGAGCUUUUUGGUGAGUGGGUUAAGGUACCCUGCCUAGAUAAUUUGGGUAGCUGCACCUAUGAUGAUGCAUGCAGCAUCCUGGAUGCUCUCAUUCAACCAGGACAGGAGUGCCCUGAGCCACUGCGUACAUACGAUUUACCCUGCCACUGCCCAUUCAAAAAAGUAAGCGGACAGCAUUUUGAAUUGCCUACAUGAAUAAAUAAUUACAUGCGAUGUGACCAUACUGAUUACGAAGAUGUACAUUUUAAAAACAUCUACCCUGGUUAAAAAAAAAAAAAAAAAAAACAAACUUGAUUUUCUAGUUGCCUUGAUUUCCUCCUAGCUACUUUGUUUGUGCUCUCAAGAUUUCUCAGUGAAGGAUAGAUUGUUGAUGUUGAUAUAUGCUAAAUAAUACAUAUACAUGAAUACAUAUUAGAGGAUGGCUCACUUACAUCAUAGUUGUGCAGAAAUGCACAGACAACUAAGUUGACAUGUUGACUCAUAAUACCAAUGUUACUUUUCACAAAAUCUUACUGAGGUGAAGUAUAUCAACUACACGAACUCUGCUUCAGUGGGCAUAAAUCACUGAGGUCAUGGGAUAUUGACAAGACCUCCGUUUCACGAUCAUGGGGAGUGAUGCCACCAUUUUUGAGCGGGUAUUCUUUUCUAAAAAUCAUUUGGGAUCACCAGGAUUUUAUUAUGUUUUCAUUGGUUGAGGAGUGCCUAUGUCGUAAACACAGCAAAUAGGAACUGAUCAUCAGCAGAUUCUACACAUUUGACUUAUUUUUUGCUAAUGGUCAGUAAAUGUACAGUGAUGCUCGAGUAUGUAUAAUUCAAAAAGGACAAGUGGACAACAGAUUUCUAUCCGAUGUAUAUUCUGUGGAAUCCCACCUUCAUUGUUCUUGGUCUGUAUUUUAUCUACAACAGCAUAAAUGAGUCGUCUGUGUCUAGGAAAACCUGGUGGAUCUAUUAAUCACAGACAUCUCAGAUAGUGAAGUGAAAGGGCUAUAGUUAUAGUAUUUAGAAUGUUCCUUUAACCCCAUCUUACCUAUUGUGUGUCUCUUAACACUGUCCUUAACCCUCGUGUCUUUUAAUCCCAUCCUUAUUUACUCAUUGUGUGCUUCUUACUGCUCCCUCCAUCUAGGAGCAGUGUUGUAGUUUGCCUUGCAGGACUGUGGUAGAGGGUCUUCAUGUUCCUCUGCCUAGUCAGACAAGAAGCUUCAAGUAAUAAUAUAUAGUACUGCUCCACUCCACUAACUACAUGCUGAUCACUGCCCCUGUCAGAGUCAGAUGAGGAAUAUGAAGAUCUUCUUCCAUGCAGCCAUGCUACAGAGUGUGAGAGUGUAGCCACAGGUCCCUUUUAUGUACCAGUCAUAUGAAGAUAUGAAACAGGUGAUCAUGGUAGUUCUGUCAUUUGCUUAUGGUAAAAUUAAACUUGUAAAGUCAAUGAAUACAUUAGUAAUAAUAUAGAAAGGAUCCAACAUAUUCCAUAAAGCUGUACAAUGAAUAUAUAAAAUAUACAAGUAAACCAAGACAAACAUAUAUAGGAAAUAACUUUUUUUUUUUAUUUAUUUUUUUAUGACAUCUAACUAAUAUAUUUAUAUUUUUUAGGGAUCCUAUUCUCUUCCUGAUACCAGCAUUAAGAUACCAAAUCUAUCUCUUCCAUCCUGGCUUGCUAGCGGCAAUUACCGUGUGACUGGAGUCAUGAGCCAUGAGAAUGAGGAAAUUGGCUGUGCCAAAUUUACGUUCUCAUUGGAGAGCAGUGACUCUUCGUGGUGGUAAAGUGAAAUAUCACAUUGCUUGAAGAGGAUUGAAGAUGCAGUUUAUUCCUACAACGAUUAGCCUUACUCAUUCCUUUAUACUCUUAUUAUAGAAUAAUUUACACUUGGACUGAUUAUGUGCAUUCCCCAACACCAGCAUAUGCUUGUGACUCUCCAUAUUUGGGUUCUAUAAUUUUAAAACAUUUUAUCGUUCCAAUUUCUUUUCUGGAAAAAUAAUCUUUAACUUGCAUAUAAACUGAUGAGUCUUUUUUUUUAUUAACAUAAUCAUGGGUGUUUAUAAAGCAAACCAAGGUGAAGCACUGACGUCUAACAAACAAUUUUCUGCCAGCAGUUAUAUGAAGCCCUACUCAGCAACCAAUACUCAUAUAGAGUUUGAAUCCUGUAAUGGCUCAUUUUAUGUUGUGCAGGGCCAGUUAUGGACACUCAUGACAUUAAUGGGUAAAAGAGUAUGCCAUUUAGACGUUCACAUUUUGCUUUUUUUAGUCUGUGUCUCCUUGAAAAUAUUCUUCCAUAGUCAGUGAACAUAAGCUUUUAACAUAUCUUUAAAUGUUUGGAACAUUAACGCACCGUUGUUGCUCUCUAAGUAUUAAUAUCAAUAAAGAAUCUUAAAACUGUGGAUUCUGCUGCUAGUGACCUAUAUUUUCUCAUUUAAGACAGCGAGGUUUCAGAGAUUAAACUAAUUUACAGAUCUGUUCUAUAAAGCUACAUUAACCAUAUUAAAAUAUAGUUUCAAAAUGAACAUGAUUAUUCACCUUUGAAUUAUGCCUUCAAUUUAAUUGAAUGUGACUGGUAGGCAAUAUUAUAUUUUAAUAUAAUUUUAAUAUGAAUGUCUCUAGAACAAAGAUACUGAUAAAAAAGAACAACUCUUUUAUAAGUAGUUAAAUGAAUAUAGUGUGGCUGAAAUUUUUGUGCAUUCACUUCAAAUAGAAUCCUUUUGGUAAGGAUAGACAGCCUGUUACCAUAAUAAUUGCUAUAAUUUAAUAUUUUUUUGGAUUCUUCUCGUCAUAUAAGGAAUCAGAUCAUGUCUAUACACUGGAAAAAUCAUAGCAACAUGAAUAUUGUCUGUAAAUUAACUUUUAAAGUCAUAAAUUAACUCUAAGCUGUUUUUCCUCUAAUGCCUGAUCUCAAAUCAUGAAUUGAUUAAAUCUCUCCAAUCCA